Moesziomyces antarcticus is the source of this 1050-nucleotide messenger RNA. RefSeq names its product translation machinery-associated protein 46. Gene Ontology annotation, biological process: cytoplasmic translation. The transcript has a single exon. The record is from RefSeq and is a predicted model, not a curated record. Gene Ontology annotation, molecular function: mRNA binding; metal ion binding. Gene Ontology annotation, cellular component: cytosol. The coding region runs from base 1 to 1050 and encodes 349 amino acids. NCBI's taxonomy places the organism in Eukaryota, Fungi, Basidiomycota, Ustilaginomycetes, Ustilaginales, Ustilaginaceae.
AUGCCGCCGAAAGGAAAGGACAAGGGAGGGGGAGGUAGCAAGACGGCGGUGGACAAGACGUUCGGUAUGAAGAACAAGAAGGGAGGCAAGGCGCAGAAGGCGGUGGCGCAGAUCCAGCAGCAGCAAAAGAUGGCGGGCAAAACCAAAGAGCAGCUUGCCAAGGAGAAGAAGAAGGAAGACGACAAGAAGGCGGCGGCCAAGGCGGCCAAGGAGCUUGCGGCGGAUCCGCUCUUUGCGAUAGUGCAGCCCAAGGUGCCGUUCGGAGUGGACCCCAAGACGGUCACGUGUGCCUUUUGGAAGGCUGGGCGGUGCGACAAGGGCACCAAGUGCAAGUACGGCCACAGCAACGAUGCCGGACGCAAGACGGAGAAGAAGGAUCUGUACGUCGACAUGCGCGACGAGAAUGAGGACAAGAAGAACGACACCAUGGACAAGUGGGACGAUGCCAAGCUCAACGACGUCAUCAUGUCCAAGCACGGCAACCCACGCGCGACGACGGACAAGGUGUGCAAGUUCUUCCUGCAAGCCGUCGAGGAUGGCAAGUAUGGCUGGUUCUGGGAGUGUCCCAACGGAGGUGAAAAGUGCAUGUACCGUCAUCGUCUGCCACCAGGGUUCGUGCUCAAGUCGCAAAAGAAGGAGCUCGAGGCGCUCGAAAAGGCCAACGAGAUCUCGCUCGAGGACUUCCUCGAGACGGAACGCCACAAGCUCGGAUCCAACCUCACGCCCGUCACCGCCGAGUCGUUCGCCAAGUGGAAGAAGGAGAGGAUGGACAAGAAGACGGCCGAACAAGAGAUGCUCAAGAAGAAGAAGGAGGCUCAGGCAGCUGCCAACAAGAUGGCCGGCUUGUCCGGCAGGGAGAUGUUCUCGCUCAAUCCCGACAUGUUUGUCGAUGACGAUGACGACGAUGACGAUGGAGAGUUCGACCUCAACCAGUACAUCACCAAGGACUGGGAACAAGGGCGACAGGAUGACGACGCACAACAAGGCAUCUCGGAAGACGAAGACGACGCCGACACAGCCGCCAACGGCAUCCGGAACAUGGCCGUUUGA